AAGAGUCCAGUGAAGUCCAGCUGAGAGAGAUACAGGAUUUGCUCGUGUGCUGGUCGUGUCAGGUGGACUGUAGGUCUGUAAAGAGCUCUGCAGAAGUCCUGAGAUGGUGUAGUUUUUGAGUAGCUGACAGAUCGGUCAGUAGAGGGGGUUGUAAGAGUGGUCAUAUCUGCAGUCGUGCUGUCUCUGUAUGUAGUGAGGAGGCUCUGUAACUCAGGAAGAAUGCAGGUUGGUUUGUAUCUGCUGCUUGUGCUCCACAUUGCUGAAGGCUGCAAACUGAAAGAUGGAAAGACAGAAGAGAUUACUGCAUACACAGGAGGGUCAGCACUGCUGCCCUGUUACUGCACUGACCCACAAGCCACACCUGGGAGAUUUACCUGGAGGAAACUUAGCACAGACAUAGACAUAUGGGAAGAGAUGUCCAGUGAAAGUGGUCAGUACAGAGACAGAGUUCAGCUGGUUAAUGGUCACUCUCCAGGAAAUCUCUCUCUACUCAUAUCACUCCUGACUGAAGAGGAUGGAGGAUAUUACAGGUGUGAAGUUGAAGGCAGAAUCAAAUAUAUCAGACUCACAGUUAAAGGCUGCACUCUGACCAAGACAACAUUAGAUAUCACAGCUCAUACAGGAGGGUCAGUACUGCUGCCCUGCUCCUGCACUGAGCUACGUGCCAAACCCAAGACAUUCAGCUGGAACAAACACAUCAAUCCAAAUUGGGACAGCAUAACCUUUGAAAGUGGUCAGUACAGAGACAGAGUUCAGCUGUUUAAUGGUCACUCUCCAGGAAAUCUCUCUCUACUCAUAUCACACCUGACUGAAGAGGAUGGAGGAGAUUACAGGUGUGAUGCUUUGCCAAGUGGAUACACAGACAUCAGCCUCACUGUUAAAGCAGCUCCAACACUUGACUGGAACACUCAUCUGAGAUCUUCAACUGAACCUUCUUCCACAAUGUCUUCUCAUGAAGGAAAGUCAAACCUGUAUGGUGCUGCUGGUGAUGCAGAACCUCAUCAGUCUCUGCCCUUCGUCCCCUUUGCCUUGGUGACUGUGAUCUUUCUCCACAUUAUAGUAGCUGUGGUUUAUCACACCAAGAGAAACAAAGAUCCUGCUACAAUUUACUACAGCAAUGAUGAAGAUGGAGCAGUGACUGUACAGAAGAGAAUAAAACCAACAGACAUCAACAGACCAGCUACUGACAAGACUUUAUCUGCUGACCAACUCCUGACUUUCACGCCAGAUCAGACCAUAUAUUGA
Messenger RNA from Pygocentrus nattereri (red-bellied piranha), 1245 nucleotides. RefSeq lists its product as uncharacterized. The transcript is spliced from 6 exons. Gene Ontology annotation, cellular component: external side of plasma membrane. The record is from RefSeq and is a predicted model, not a curated record. Lineage: Eukaryota; Metazoa; Chordata; Actinopteri; Characiformes; Serrasalmidae. Gene Ontology annotation, biological process: immune response; cell surface receptor signaling pathway; T cell costimulation. The coding region runs from base 220 to 1245 and encodes 341 amino acids.